Messenger RNA from Myxocyprinus asiaticus (Chinese sucker), 3584 nucleotides. It is a transcript of the gene klhl20, whose product is annotated as kelch-like family member 20. Gene Ontology annotation, molecular function: protein binding. The coding region runs from base 360 to 2135 and encodes 591 amino acids. The record is from RefSeq and is a predicted model, not a curated record. The transcript has 12 exons. NCBI's taxonomy places the organism in Eukaryota, Metazoa, Chordata, Actinopteri, Cypriniformes, Catostomidae.
UUUAAAUUGACGCACAAGGGUUAAAGAAAUCUAAUGUGUUUCACACUCUUUAUCAUACUAGGCCAUUAAGUAAGGCCACACAUAAAUAUAAAAAGAUAUAACAUAUAAACGUUUUAUCAUUUUAAACUUGCACACCAUAAAUGAGAGAGUGAGAUAUAGGACUUUUAUCUUAAAAAAUGAAUUUCCGUUUACUGUCAGGAAAUUCCUCUAGAAAAUAAAAAAAAUAAAAGUGGACGGAGUCCCGCAAAGCCACUGGUUGCCCUCAUAUUAUCUUAUUGUCACUCGACGACUUAAAAUUCACUCUGGACCGAUUUAAUGGACAAAUAAGGGGUACCAGUGCACGCCUAGAUACCACAGGAAUGGAUAUCACAAGUCGCUGCACCCUGGGUGACCCCAACAAGCUCCCAGAGGGAGUGCCCCAGCCUGCCAGGAUGCCCUACAUCUCGGACAAGCACCCUCGGCAGACCCUGGAGGUCAUCAACCUCCUCCGCAAGCACCGGGAGCUGUGCGAUGUGGUUUUGGUGGUGGGAGCCAAGAAGAUUUAUGCCCACCGAGUGAUCCUGUCUGCCUGCAGCCCCUAUUUCAGAGCCAUGUUCACAGGGGAACUGGCCGAAAGCAGGCAGACGGAAGUCAUCAUCCGGGAUAUCGAUGAGCGCGCCAUGGAGUUGCUCAUUGACUUUGCGUACACAUCACAGGUGACUGUGGAGGAGGGAAAUGUGCAGACUUUGCUGCCCGCUGCUUGCCUGUUGCAGCUGGCAGAGAUUCAGGAGGCCUGCUGUGAAUUCCUCAAGCGGCAGCUGGACCCCUCCAACUGUCUGGGCAUCAGGGCCUUUGCCGACACUCACUCCUGCAGAGAGCUGCUGCGCAUAGCUGAUAAGUUCACUCAGCAUAACUUUCAGGAGGUAAUGGAGAGUGAAGAGUUCAUGCUGCUGCCAGCCAAUCAGCUCAUCGACAUCAUCUCCAGUGAUGAGCUCAAUGUUCGGAGUGAGGAGCAGGUGUUUAAUGCUGUAAUGGCCUGGGUUAAAUACAGCAUUCAGGAACGAAGGCCUCAGCUUCCACAGGUUUUGCAGCAUGUGCGUCUUCCCCUUUUGAGCCCAAAGUUCUUAGUUGGGACGGUGGGCUCAGAUCCUUUGAUCAAGAGUGAUGAGGAGUGCAGGGACUUGGUGGAUGAAGCAAAGAACUAUCUCCUGCUACCCCAAGAGCGGCCUCUCAUGCAAGGACCUCGAACCCGUCCCAGAAAACCCAUUCGUUGUGGAGAGGUGCUAUUCGCUGUGGGAGGUUGGUGUAGUGGCGAUGCCAUCUCCAGUGUUGAGCGUUAUGACCCUCAGACCAAUGAGUGGAGGAUGGUGGCAUCCAUGAGCAAACGGCGGUGUGGAGUUGGUGUUAGUGUUCUGGAUGAUCUUUUGUAUGCUGUUGGCGGACAUGACGGCUCGUCUUAUCUUAAUAGUGUGGAGAGGUAUGAUCCUAAGACUAACCAGUGGAGCAGUGAUGUUGCUCCUACUAGCACCUGCCGGACCAGUGUGGGUGUUGCUGUCCUAGGGGGUUACCUGUAUGCGGUGGGAGGUCAGGAUGGUGUCUCCUGUCUCAACAUUGUAGAAAGGUAUGAUCCAAAAGAGAAUAAGUGGACUCGAGUUGCCUCUAUGAGCACUAGACGGUUGGGUGUGGCUGUAGCUGUAUUAGGUGGUUUUCUUUAUGCAGUAGGAGGUUCAGAUGGCACCUCUCCUCUAAAUACAGUAGAACGGUAUAACCCUCAAGAGAACCGCUGGCAUACGGUGGCACCCAUGGGUACCCGACGGAAACACCUGGGCUGUGCUGUGUACCAGGACAUGAUCUACUCUGUGGGUGGCAGAGACGAUACUACAGAACUGAGUAGCGCUGAGCGAUAUAAUCCCAGAACCAAUCAGUGGUCCCCGGUGGUUGCGAUGACAUCCAGAAGAAGCGGGGUUGGUUUAGCUGUAGUAAAUGGCCAGUUGAUGGCAGUAGGAGGAUUUGAUGGUACUACAUAUCUGAAAACUAUAGAAGUCUAUGAUCCUGAUGCCAACACGUGGAGGCUGUAUGGUGGAAUGAACUAUAGGCGAUUGGGAGGUGGAGUUGGUGUAAUAAAAAUGACUCACUGUGAAUCGCAUAUAUGGUAACACCUUCAGCAUCCCUCCCACAGAUGCCUCACCAUAGCUUGUGCCUCAUAAAGACAUUGUGCAUCAUGCAAGAGAAAAGCCUGUUUUAAGACUGAAUUCUGUCUCUAGUUACUGAGAUGGCAAAGCCAAGGAACACCAUCUCCUGUAGCUGCUUUGAGGAGACUCCCCUGUAUGGACAGACAUUGCCAUAACUCCAUUUUGUUUAUUUAGUUUUUCUUUCAUACUUGAGCAUAGCCACAGGCAACUUCUUAUUGGACAGAGAAACAAUAGUCGGGAAAAGCAUCAACCCUCACCACAAAUGUUUUUAUUUUUCUUACAAGGCCACGUGGAGGCCAUACUGAGCAUUUGUUUUUCUGGAAGGAACUAGGCUUCUGCUGGUCUGUUUGACAGCAUUGAAGAAUGACUACAGUAAUCUGAAACGCAUUACUAGUGUGGUGUGAAUGCCUCUUGUUUUAUGAACUCAUCGAUGUUUUGCUUUAUGUAUUAGAUGCACUGUGAUAUCUCUACCAUUUCUUUUUCUUUAAAGGGAUCACCCCAUAAUUAAAAUUCUGUCAUCAUGUUGUUCCAAGUCUGUGACAUUUAUGGAACACAAAAAGAGAUGUUAGCCUCACCAUUCACAGUCAUUUUAUUGAAAAAGGUGUAAUGACAGUGAAUGUUGACUGAGGCUAACAUUCUUCCUAAUAUAUCUUUUUGUGUUCCACAGAAGUCACGGGUUAGGAACAUGAUGGUGAGGAAAUUAUGUCAGAGUUCUCAUUUUUGGAUGAACUAUUCCUUUUAUUUAUUUUUAGUUUUUACACUACUUAUUAUCUGUUCCUCUGCAUUCUUACCAGAUGUAAGGGGAUUAGUUGAUCCAAUAUUUUUUUUCUUUCCUUGGUGUACUGAAAAUGCAUUUCCCUUUGCAAUGUAAUGAAGGCUGUGCAGAAGUAAAAAAGUAAUUUUUUUGAAGCAGUCCAAAACAGGUUUGAUGUAUUAUCAGUUUGUUUACUUUUCUAUAACAGAAUGCAUCAAUGAAUCAAGUCCAUGCACUUUAAACCACUGAGUUUUUCUAUUAAAGUUUGUAUUUUUUUUUCUUCAAGAAAACAAUUGUUUGAUAUAUUGUCUUAUUCAUUUUUAUUAUUACUAUUAUCAUUGAAGAGCCAUGGUAAAGAAAGAAAAAAUACAAGUUAAUUGUUUUUUUUUUUUUUACAUUCAAGAAAGAAAAAAAGGUAUCAAAUAGUGGCCUGCACAUAUGGUAAGAUACUAAAUGUUGAGCUUGUUGCUGAAAAUGACAUGAAACUGCCCUAAUUGUCAACUGAACACCAUUAUUUUCUCACAGAACAGUUAUGAGCUGUAAUCUUGGUGUUAGAAUAUGGUUACAUAUAUCUUUCAUAAACUUAUUUAAUUUUAAAGAUGUUCACCAACUGUCUGUACAUUUCAAAAAUUUGAAAUAAAACAUGAAAAUAAUACAAA